AAAACAUACAACAGCCGGUGUUCGCUGGUGGUCACCCACCCAACUACUAAUCUGCCGGUUAGAGGCUUGUCUAUGGGGGAGCAGACGGGACCCCGAAUUCUCCUCUACCUAUGGUCGUAUGUACUUGAUAUGCUGAUGGAUCAACUGAUAAGGAGCUUGGUGUUGAAGCUGCAAGACCAAAAAGCAAAAACAUACAACAGCCGGUAUUCGUCACACACCCAACUACUAAUUUGCUGGGUUGCUGAUGAUAUAGCCAAUUAG
This is a messenger RNA of Trichoderma virens Gv29-8, 261 nucleotides long. RefSeq lists its product as uncharacterized. The record is from RefSeq and is a predicted model, not a curated record. The transcript has a single exon. Lineage: Eukaryota; Fungi; Ascomycota; Sordariomycetes; Hypocreales; Hypocreaceae. The annotation marks the transcript as partial.